AUGUUGGAUCGGCACAUUUCCGGAGCAGCGUCGAAACAACUGCUUGUCUGCAAGAGUUGGUACCCUGCAGCGCAAAGCGUGAUGGUUGAAGAGUUACAUUUGAGCGAAUACAACCUUCCAUACUUUCUAGCGAAUAUGUUGGCGCAAAGGAAACUAUGGCGCCUUGUUGAGACCAAUUGUCGAAGGGUCAACCUCAAAAUUCGUGGUCCUCAGGGGAAAUCGAUGUUCAAGAAUCAUUCGGCUGAAUUCGAAUGGGGCGCGCGGAUCACUCCAUGUUUGACGUAUCUGGCAACCAGAUUACCUCGCUUUAUGCGUCUGGAAGAUCUUACUAUUGAAGCCACUGCCCCAGAUCCAAAGCCCAGAGCAUUCCACGCCUAUCUUCGAAGGCAACAGAUGGCGAACUUCUUGAGGCCCGGCUAUACUUCGAGGCUAAGGAGUCUUAACCUCGACCUUUGCCAUACAUUGAAGCACGAGACAGUUUCCAAUAGCUAUGGCAACCAUCUCUGUGCCUUCAUCUCAAAGUUCUUGCUCACUCUGCAGCAUGUGCGCAUCCGGAUGGAUUCGAUCUGCGCCGAAGCAAUGGAUACUGGUGAUGAUGAGAAUACCGCUAACCUUGAGAGCCUCGUUUUCAAUAUGUACAUACCGAACAACGAUACGAGACCCGGCUUCCCCGUCGACGGUCGUGCUCUUCCAUGUCAGACUAAGGAAGAAUAUCCGAUACGAUGUCCUCUUCGAAGGAUGAUGCGCGCGGCGAAACGUCUUUCUGAGAGAAAAGCCACUAUCAAAACAGCUAGGAUCGUAACGUCAUUCUAUCCUGAGCAGAGACCUGUUGCAAUUGAUUGCAUAAGUGAGAGGAGAACAAUCCUGGCGAACCGUAACGAUUGGACUGCAGAUGGCCCACUAUUCAACGGAUACGUCAAUGAGGAGGCAGAAUGA
Messenger RNA from Endocarpon pusillum Z07020, 936 nucleotides. RefSeq lists its product as uncharacterized. The transcript has a single exon. The record is from RefSeq and is a predicted model, not a curated record. Bases 1 to 936 code for a protein of 311 amino acids. Lineage: Eukaryota; Fungi; Ascomycota; Eurotiomycetes; Verrucariales; Verrucariaceae.